Messenger RNA from Medicago truncatula (barrel medic), 1889 nucleotides. RefSeq names its product 60S ribosomal export protein NMD3. Gene Ontology annotation, biological process: ribosomal large subunit export from nucleus. NCBI's taxonomy places the organism in Eukaryota, Viridiplantae, Streptophyta, Magnoliopsida, Fabales, Fabaceae. The transcript has a single exon. Gene Ontology annotation, molecular function: ribosomal large subunit binding. Gene Ontology annotation, cellular component: nucleus; cytoplasm. The coding region runs from base 223 to 1653 and encodes 476 amino acids. The record is from RefSeq and is a predicted model, not a curated record.
UAAAAUGCACAAAGCCGCAUCAGAAACCCUGGAGAGGCCCCCAACAAUGGAGUGGCAACACCACCUUACGGCGCCGCAGUAAGCAACUCGCAACGACAACAACCUCCUCCUUCACAGGUUAGGGUUAUCAACAAUUUUUCUCCUUUUCCGCAUAUUCAUCAUUUUUCUCUACACUUUCGAUUUAAAACAGGGGAAACACUUAUUUUCUUUCGAUCACCGAAAAUGUCAAGGUGCAUACCAAUGGAUCAACUAAAUCUUGCCACAUUCCACACCAUUCCCUGUUGCCAAUGCGCAUCUCCACUCGAACUAAACACCGCUAACAUGUGUGUCAAAUGUUUACGCUCAAAAACCAAUAUCACAGAAGGUUUACUCAAGAAACUUAGACUAACACAUUGCACCGAAUGCGAAUGCUAUUUACAACCCCCCACUUGGAUCAAACUAAUACCACAAUCAAAACAGUUUCUUGCAUUUUGUUUGAAGAAACUAGAACAGAAUAUGAAAUUCAAGAGAGUUAGGUUAGUACAUGCUGAAACCCUUCCAUCUGAACCCGACUCGAAAAUUAUCAAAAUCAAGGUUUUUGUUCAGAAAGAGGUUAUAAAUGGAACAAUAUUGGAACAGUCUUAUGUUGUUGAGUAUGUUCAAUAUAAUCGUAUUUGUGAAGAUUGUACUCGGGUGAAUGCGAACGCUAAUCAAUGGAGUGCUGUUGUGCAGUUAAGACAACAUGUUUCGCAUAUGCGCAGUAUAUUUGAUUUGGAACAGGCUAUUUUGAAACAUGGUGUUGGUAGGAAUGUUGUGAGAAUCAAAAAGAUGAAACAAGGUAUUGACUUUUUUUUCGAUAGAGAAAGUUGUGCUAAGAAGUUUGUUGAUUUUGUAAAGGCACAGGUUCCUGUGAAGAUUUGUAAUGGUAAGGAGCUUGUUUCUCGUGAUAAGAAGAGUAAUGAUUAUAAUUAUAAAUACACUUUUUCUGUUGAAAUUUGUCCUGUUUGUCGUGAGGAUUUGAUUUUUCUGCCUCCUAAAGUUGCUUCGAGUUUGGGAAAUAUCGGUCCUAUUGUGGUUUGCACUAGGGUUACCAACACAAUUGCUUUGUUUGAUCCGAUUACCUCGGGACGCUGUUUCUUAGUUGGUGAUGUGUAUUGGAGGGCACCCUUUAAGUCUUUACUCACUAGCAAAGAGUUAGUGGAAUAUGUUGUGCUUGAUGUCGAGGAGGUUCAUUCAGAGGUUACUGUGGAUGGCAAAAAGUUCGGUUUGGCUAAUGUUGAGGUUGCUCGUGUGAAAGAUUUUGGAAAGAAUGACACGAGAUUUAAUAUCAAGACUCAUCUGGGUUAUCUUUUGAAAUUUGGUGACCAUGCUUUUGGUUAUGACUUGUGUGGGGUGAAUAGUGGUGAUAGUGAGAUUGAAUUGGCGGAGUACAUAGGAGGUGGUGCAAUUUUAAUAAAGAAGAGGUAUGAAGAGAAACGCCAUAAGAAACGCGGGAAGCGUCAGUCGUGCUCAAAAGAUCUAGAAGGAAUCUAUGAUAAGAUGCUCGGCUUAUCAUUAGGUGGUGAAGAGCUGCCUUAUGAUCUAUUAGAGGAGCAGCUGAGUGGUCUAAGUCUUCAUUUGAAUGAUGAGGAAUCUGAGGCGAAGAGUAAGAAGGUGAGGAGGAUAACCGAUUGAAUUAACAAAAUUCACUUCUAUCCUGACAAGCUGAUAUAGUAAUUUAGGGAAUUUUGGCUUUUGUUUAUGUCUAGGCUAUCGUUUUUCUGUUUAGGUUGUUUUAAUUUGCAACAUCUCUUGAUGCACUUUUUGGAUUAUGUUAUGUUCUGUGGCAAAAACAAGUAUAACUGUCAGUAAGAAGUGUUCCAUAUGAUGCAAAAUAUGUAGGCAGUAAAUUGAGCCUUCAAUACCAUAAA